Molecule: messenger RNA, 1824 nt
Organism: Acanthosepion pharaonis
Lineage: Eukaryota; Metazoa; Mollusca; Cephalopoda; Sepiida; Sepiidae
Source: the annotation of a GenBank genome assembly
AUGCGAGUGACCAGCUAUCUAUCUAUCUAUCUAUCUAUCUAUCUAUCUAUCUAUCUACAUCGAUUCAUAUCUAUCCAUCUAUCUAUCUAUCUACAUCUAUUCGUAUCUAUCAUUCUAUCAUCUUUGUUCUUUCCGUCUCUUCUCUUUUCUUUCACUUUCUUUUCCGGCCAAGAAUCAACAUAUGACCAGCUUCUGUCUUUCUUUCUUAAAUUUUCAUUGAUUUUUCUCGUUCUUUCUUUUUUUUCAUUUUUUUUACAUGUCUUUUUCUUUCUUGUGUCUGGCUUUUUUCUCCUCUUUCCUUUCUGUUUUCUUGUUAUCACCUUUCUUUUCGUCUAUUUUUUUCUUUUUUAUUAUAACCUCUUAAUAUUUCUUUUUCGCUUUCUCCUUAUUCGUUUCUAUUUUCCGUUUUUCAUUUUUCCUCUUUUACUUAAAUUUUAUUCAGUAAUUUCCUCUGACAUUUGUUCUUUCUUCCUCCUUUUUGUCCUUUUUUCUUUGAUUUCUGUCUUUCUCUCUCUCCUUAAUCAUUCUUCGCGGAAUUUAAUUUCUUUCCCCUUUUGUUAUUCAUCUCUUUCUUUUCAUUUUUUGCUUUUCUUGCUCUUCUUUUUGUCUUUAUUAUCCGUUUCUUUUUCCUAUUUUCUUCUUCCCAUUCUUCUUUUAUUUAUCUUUCUUCUUCUUUUCUUUUCUUCAUUCUUCUGUUACCUCAUCUUUUUCUCUCACUUUUUCCUUUCUUUUUCUUCUUUUUUUCUUUCUUUUACCUAUUCUUUUUCUUUCUUUCUUUACUUUCCUUUUCUUUAUUAUUCGUUUCCGUUUACUUUUUCUCUCUCUCUCUUUCAUUUCUUCUUCUUCUUUCUUUCUUUCUUUUUCUUAUUCUGCUUCUCAUUCUUCUUUUUAUCUUUUCCUUUUUUCUUCUUUUCCGUUUUCUUUUUUAUCUCUCUCUUCCUUUUCGUCGUCGUCAUCUUAUUUCUUUCUUUUCUUUCUUUCUUUCUUUCUUUCUUAAUUUCUUUUACUUAUUUUUCUUCUUUCUUUCUUUCUUUUCCUACUCCACUUCUCCUCAUUCUUCUUCUUUUUAUCUGUUCCUCUUCUUUUCUCUUUCCCUUUCUUUUUAUUCUUCUUUCUUUUUCCCGUUCUUCUUUCUUUCUUUCUUUCUUUCUUUCUUUCUUUCUUUCUAUUCUUCUUUCUUUCUUUCUUUCUUUCUUUCUUUCUUUCUUUUUUUAUCUUUUUUCUUUUCUUUUCUUCAUUCUUCUUUUUCCUCUUCUUUUUCUCUCUCUUUCACUUUCUUCUUUCCUUUUCCCAUUCUUUGUUUCUGUCUUUGUUUCUUUGUUUCUUUGUUUCUUUGUUUCUUUGUUCCUUUGUUUCUUUCUUUCUUUCUUUCUUUCUUUCUUUCUUUCUUCUCAUCCCUCUUUAUUUCCUUUCCUUUUUCUUUCUCGAUUCUAUUUCUCUAUACUCAAAGCACUAACCUAUCCCCCUUUCAAAACGCGAAACCCAUCACCUCCACCGCACAUCACAUCCGACUCGCGUUUAUUCAAUACUCAUUCUUUAUUCUCCUUCUUUCAAAUCUAUUUUUUCUUGACUCAUCAGUCUGUUCACUUUGCCUGUCAACUACCAUCUUACACGACUUACCAGAUGAAGAAGCGCAAAUCGUCUGUUGUCAACACCAUCCGCCGUUCUCAUCACCUGCCUUCAAGCUCCCUAACCACGUUUAUUGUAUUCAAAGUCUUCCCUGACAAAGCGACCCUUAUAUACGAAGGAUUGAUGGAAAAUAGUGACAGAGAAAGCGAGGGAAUGUCUCCACUUUAUUUCGACAAAGGGUUACUCUUCAUUUAA